AAGACCCUCAGAUCAGAGUUUGUAAUUUACUCACUGAUGCGUUUACAGUUCACCAGCUUUAUUUUCUUCGGGCACUGUGUCUAGUUUCACAGAGCAAUUGAAGGUGACAGGGACAGAGAGCGGCGGAGGGAGGCGGGAGGGACACGGGGAGGACACAUCACAGUAUCGCCCGCGGCAACACAACAGCAGCGGAAGAGCCAACCGAUGGAGAGACAAAGAACAAAACCAACCCAGAAAAGUACUCAGAGGCAGUGCUAUGAACAGGCACUUCUCUGAGGAAACUAAACGAGAAGCAGAGGUGGAGGGGCAGAAGAAUAGGCAAGUAUGAACGAGAGAGGGAGCGACAGAGAGAAAGGGAGCGCAAAGUCUUGUCAACCGGAAAUAAAACAAGCUGGCACCCUCCCCAUCCCCAAAGUCACACAGUUCCUCCUUUCCUGCUCCUCCACUGCAAAUACAUUUAAACUACUGGGCCCGUAGUCUGUGAGUGUCUGUUUGUAGCAUCAUACCUGCGUCAUUCUCCCUGUGAUCUGUUUGCUCCUUUAUACCUGACAAUACUCUGUUAUUGGGUAAAGGCUGAAAACAGAAAGUGUCAAAGUAAAAUAACACAAGGAACAAUGCAGGCAAGUCUAACUUAAAUUACUGGAUUCAGCAAUUACAAAUUUUCUGCAUAUGAACGGAGUACGGUAGUUUUACAGGUACAGUGGUCUAAAGACUAUAUGCUACAUUAGUAUGUCAUUUUGUUAUGGGUAAUUAUAAUUUUGUCUAAUGAAAAGUUUUUAUUGCAAAUGAUUACUCUUGUUAUGAAUGAAAGGGGUCAGUAAUGAAUUCUUAAACAUUUAGGUUCACUUAAGUUUAGGAGUUUUUCCGGUAAAAAAAAAAAAAAAAAAAAAAAAAAAUCACUUCAUUUUAAGUGAAUAUUAAAGUGUGAUUUGCAGCUAAAAUUGAAUCCAUCAUGUAUUUAUCAUUUGUGAUCUCUCCAUUAUCUGUGCUUUCUGCUCUGCUCUGGCGGCCUCCCCUCCUCCUCCUCGUGCUGGCAUUAAGUUCAAACUUGACACUGAUGUUGACUCACUUUGUCACCCCUCGGUGGCUCUCCUCUCUCCCUCCCUCCCUCCCUCCCUCUAUCUCUCUCUUUCCCUCUCUCUCUCUCUCUCUCUCUCUUCCUCUCCAUCGCUCCGAGGACAAGAGUGCCCACAGACGCAUUUCUCUCCAGAGCCCCCCCCCCCUCCUCUCUCUCCCCCUCUCUCCCUCUCUCUCUCUCUCUCUCCUUGUCGAACUCCCUCCAUCUACACUCUCCUUUACACACACAGCACUGUCAACAAAGCUGGAGAACAAGGGACCAACGGGGAACAGGAGAAUCAAGGUCCAAAAGAAGACCAGCGGACUGGACGUGGCGUCAACAUACCUGGAUAGUUGCAGCACCACAGAAAACGGAGAGCAGAGGAGCACAGAGCCAAAGGUGACACUAGGGCGGGGCGGUCGGUUCUUCUGGCUGGUUUGGACCCUCGGACUAUGUAUGAGAAGUUAACCAUGCUCAACCUGCAGAGCAGCUCCAACUGGAGUGGGCCUAACAACUGGUAUCAUGACCCCACCAGCGUGCAGACACAACACAGCACAGUGUCUGAGGGCUGCCUGCUGGAUGCUGAAGGCCUGGGGGGAGAGGCGGCCUCUGGUCGGGCAGGGGCAGGAGGGGUGCCUGUGGAUCGGGACGAGGGUGAGGAGUCCCAGCUGAGGCUGCAGCUCAAGAGGAAACUGCAGAGGAACCGUACCAGCUUCACACAGGAGCAGAUCGAGGCUCUGGAGAAAGAGUUUGAGAGGACACACUACCCAGAUGUCUUUGCACGGGAGCGACUGGCAAACAAGAUCGAUUUACCUGAGGCCAGAAUACAGGUGUGGUUCUCUAACCGAAGAGCCAAAUGGAGGCGUGAGGAGAAGCUGCGUAACCAGCGGAGGUCAGGGGGCAUGACCUCAUGUUCACAAAGUCAGGCCCCCCUCACCACCUCAUUCAACACCAAUGUCUAUCACCAACAGCACAGCAGCACUUCAGGGUCAAUGUUGAGUCAAGCAGAGACAUCACUGCCAAGUUACAGCUCUCUGUCUGUGUUCUCAUCUGGAGUACAGUCCAUCCCUCCCCAGUCGGCUUCCUCGUACUCCUGCAUGUUGCCCCCCUCUCCCUCGGCUCCGCGAAGCUUUGACUCAGCGUACACCUCUUCACAUCUGCAGACUCCACCCACGGCUAGCUCCAACACUGGUCUUAUAUCUCCGGGGGUCUCUGUGCCAGUUCAGGUCCCAGGAGCAGAGCAGCAGAGCAUGAGUCAGAACCUGGGUCAGUACUGGGCCAGGUUACAGUGAAUGACAGACUGUGGAGGCACAGACAAAGAAAAGGGCAUGUUAACCGUGUCAGAUCUUCCUUGGGGCAAUUGUGAGCAGGCAGGGACAGUGGGAGUGGCUGGAUGCAUUCAUGUUUACAAUUCAAUCAAGAGCAGCUUUGGUUGUACUUCAUGGUACUAUGAUUUACUGAUAUUUGCACUAAAUUAGAAUUUAACAUCACAGACGAGUUUAAGAGCUGACCACUACUUCCAUGUAAUUUGAUGUGUAUACUGAUCUGGCACAUACCGAGUGUUAAGGACACAUGUUUCCUCAAGUCUUAAGACUGACAAUCUAAUCUGGGAUUGGUUUCUGAUAGUAAUGAUCUUGAAAGCUCCAGUGUUUUGCAUUAUUCAUUAAGUAUUAAAGAUUUAAGGAAAACAAAUUCAAUCUAAAAUGCUGACAUUAGUGCAUAUGGAUGUGACCUCUACUGGUAGGGUUCAAGGUAGGUAAUCUCUGUAGUGAAUGCUUUUUGGGCAGUGAAAGUUGGGCAGUAAUCUAAAUAAAUCUAUUAAAGGAGAAUGAAUUUAAAAAAAACAUCAUCUCCAGGGUAAUCAUUUUAUGAAACAAACAAUGGAACCAAACAUUUUGAGCUCUGAGGAGGGAGAAAGACAAAAUGUGCAAGAUUAUUAAGAAGUGUGAAUGAAACAAAACACAACUCCAGAAAUGUCGGAGAUAUGUAGCAACAUUAUAUAGCAUGAUUAAAAUAGUAAAAUAGUUAUAAAAGCAGCGUGGCCAAAUGACGUGCAAAUGGCAGCAGAUGUGUGUACUGUGAAGUGUAACCACAGAUUUGUUUUACUUGAGAAGAAUAUUGUGAUAGUCUGUUCCCUCAACUGUGAGAGGAUCGCUACUGUGAAUAUUUUUGACUUGCUGAUGGCAAUCACUUUUACUAAAACUGGACCAUUGAAAAGAGUGUUACUCCUGCCUCUAUCGUGCCAGCAACGAAUUAUUUUUGUACAGACUUUUAUGUGAGAAGAUUGAACAGGAUAGUUUCAAAACAUGGGAAAUGUAGCAUGUUGUGGACCUAAAGCACAAAUUGUAUUAGCUGAUAUUUAAUUAAGGAUGCACCAUUAUCAGAAGAGCCAAAACAUUCACGUUCAUGUGGUUUGACAUUGAUCAGACCACAGGGUCUGAGCAUCCCCAAAAACACCUGUGGGGUUUUCCCAAGCUACAGUAGUAAUGGGAAUAUGAGUUAUGCAAGAGGAGUGGGUACAUAUGGGGCUGCGUGUUCAGCAGGGGAAUUUAACAUCGUGACCAUCAAUGAAAGCUAACAUUAUGUUAUGCCUGAUCAUUGCACUCCUAGUGGUCACUUCUCAUAAUCCACUGACAUAUCAAUAAGCCAAUGACAAUCAAAUCAUUAUUUUAUACAAAAAACUGCUUUCAGACAAUCAGUCUAGAGUGGGCCACACUGUGCAGCAUGACCAAAACCACGAGACAAAAGACAAUCGACUCCAGGCCAGACCUCAGCCCAUCUGCAUUUUAGUCCAUAAGAAAACAUAUUUAUUUGUCUUUUCACUCUCUCACAUUGUGUUGUUUUUGCUGUGUGUGUUGUGUUAGUAUUGUAAAUUUACCAAGAGUCAACCCUUUUGUGAUGAAGGCCUUGGAUCCCUUUA
Molecule: messenger RNA, 3977 nt
Organism: Boleophthalmus pectinirostris (great blue-spotted mudskipper)
Lineage: Eukaryota; Metazoa; Chordata; Actinopteri; Gobiiformes; Gobiidae
Gene: pax10
Product: paired box 10
Exons: 10
Coding region: 1510-2349 (279 amino acids)
Biological process (GO): regulation of transcription by RNA polymerase II; anatomical structure development
Molecular function (GO): DNA-binding transcription factor activity, RNA polymerase II-specific; RNA polymerase II cis-regulatory region sequence-specific DNA binding
Source: RefSeq, a predicted model, not a curated record